Messenger RNA from Sycon ciliatum, 1576 nucleotides. RefSeq names its product zinc finger HIT domain-containing protein 1-like. NCBI's taxonomy places the organism in Eukaryota, Metazoa, Porifera, Calcarea, Leucosolenida, Sycettidae. Gene Ontology annotation, cellular component: Swr1 complex. Gene Ontology annotation, biological process: chromatin remodeling. The record is from RefSeq and is a predicted model, not a curated record. Bases 152 to 658 code for a protein of 168 amino acids. The transcript has 7 exons. Gene Ontology annotation, molecular function: nucleosome binding.
AAUCCAAGCGAUGCAAUACCAAUAAUAUUGCAAUGGUUUGUUCAAAUGUUGUUUGGACAGUCACUCAUCAUUAUUUUGACUUUGAAUUUGGGUAUUCGCCUCCUUCUCCUCGGUAUUGAGUUCCUAUCUGCUUGGCGUCACCGAUGAAGUGAUGGAAGAUUUAUCCUCCGGUGGAUCUCGUCACUCAGCGCGUGUCAAGGACAACGAGGUGAGGCGUGUUCUAGACGACGCUACCCGAUCGCGUCGGCAACGCAGGCAGCUGGAGAGCUUGGAGAGGGACAAUUUCCACGAGGACCCGCACAGCCAGUUUGUGCAGAAGAAGCUGCCAUCUUUCAGCGAUGGAGAAACACCAAGCAAGAGCAAGAAGAGGCAGCGUGCAAGUAGCCAGUUCAAAAUGAAAGUUCGCAAGAAUUUUGCAGGCCUCUUGGAGGAUGUGCAAGCCCAGUACCAGCAACAACCGCAGCCUGGGGAGGGAGAGCGGAAGAAACCGACAUACUUUACUGCUGCCGCACCAUCGCCUCGGCUUCCCAAGAGACGGUUUUGCUCAGUUUGUGGGUUCCCGUCCACGUAUACAUGUCCGUCGUGCGGCGCACGCUACUGCUCCUCGCGCUGCCAGAAAACCCACCAGGACACACGAUGUUUGAAAUGGACAGCAUAGAAGCCGACAAUGCCGUCUUGUUCUUGUCAGCAUUGCGUCGCCAACGUGCUUGACCUAGCGUACUCUUCGACGCCGGUUCCAGUUCUCCAGCCUCAUGGAAACCGCACCAGGUGGUAGUGUCACAUUUCCCGGGCCUAUUUGUGUUCAUUUGUCAAGCGUCGUCCUUUGCUGACAUUGCCCAAGUAAGUGAGUGUAGAACUUGGCUGAGUUGACCUGUACUACUUGACUGUGUGUCACACAUGGCAUCAUUACUGGCUGGUAGCAGUCAUGUGACACCCCAUCUUUUGAAUUUCAGCACUGGGGUGUGCGUCGCCGCCACUACGGACUCAGCGCUGUCGUGGUGGCAUCAGCCAAAGCGUGGCUUCGCUUGCCACCACGAUAACCAGUGUGGCACACACACACCACCACGACCACCACGGUGUUGGCCACUCAGUCCCAGGUUAUGUUGUAGUCACCCGGUCCAGGUGUUCCGGAGUAGCAAGCAAAUGUGUAUGUUGUUGCUACUGCCACUCACCGCUGUUACUGGGUAUGAUGCUGUUGCUGCUGGCAGUGACCAUGCUCAUUGGUAAUACUCCUGUAUUCCCUUGCUGUACUUGAGUGAUCCAUGGAGGUCUAGAGCCAAGUGCUUACUGUUCAGGCAUUUUAACUUCUCGCCUGUAUCAAGUGCCAUGCUGUACAGGACUACAGGUACACUGGAGCUUAAACUAGACUCCGCUCCGCUCUUCCCGUGCUGUUUGAUGUUAGCCAUUGAUGGUAGGCUUUAUUUUGUCAGUGGUUUGUUUGCCGGGUGUGCAGGAUUUAGUGCCACCUAUUGCCUUAGCUGAGGUAACUUAGUUAUGAUCUGCGCUGUACUGUACCUGCUCAUGCCUCUUUCACUCCUUUUUUUCAUUCCAAAUGUACCAUUCCUCUCUCCUUCUG